Periconia digitata is the source of this 1565-nucleotide messenger RNA. NCBI's taxonomy places the organism in Eukaryota, Fungi, Ascomycota, Dothideomycetes, Pleosporales, Periconiaceae. The record is from the annotation of a GenBank genome assembly.
CACUUGAUCAAGCAUCGCACAAUUAAGCGCUCUUUCUUCACCUUAAGCCUUAUCCUCCCAGUAGCUCUGGCCUUUGAUCCCUCUCAUCUCGCGAAUCGAGCAGCGACAUAUAGAGAAAAAAUUCGACCUCGGAGCUGCCCUUCAGGAUCACUCUUGAAAACGAUCUACCAGCUGAUCCAUCAACUUUAUUCGAAAACCAGGAAUCCACUAAGACAAAUCAACGAUUUCUUCCUCGAAAAGACAAAUUAUCAAGAACGCAUUUAUAGAUAUGAACUGGGAAGACAUCAUCGACGCUAGCCGUGUAGGGCAAGGUGCAACGCGGCUGACCGGACGGCGAUCUCCAGCUUAUGUACCUACUAGGUACGCAUUUCCUGUCGCGUGGCCCUGCUACUCCCUUACACUGCACUAUGUCUACAUUUUAUAACAAAGUAAUAAUACCGAUCUGCUUUGCGAGUGGAAUAUGGAUUCCUGCCAUGCUGCUCUGUUGCAUACCAUGGGUGCAGAAACAGAUGCUUUACCUGCACUGGGUAACAUUGUGGCCUGGCAAAUGGUUGACUGAGCCUGAAAGAGCCGGGUUUCUCAAAAAUCAGGCCUCAACCUUUCGCAUUCCUACCAAAGAUGGGGAAAGGCUGUUUGGGUGGUUGAUCGCGCCGCUAGGAAUCUACUCGAGUAAUGCGCAAGAGUUUUUGAGGGAGAGGGCCUCAGAAGGCGACAUUGAAGAUGAAACGUCUUUUAGGUUACUUCGAAACGACCCUCACGCCCGGCUACUCAUCUACUUCCACGGAAACACAGCAACACUCGCGCAGGGCCGGCGCACAGAAGAAUACCGUGCCUACGCCUCCGGAGCAUCCGACAAGAUCUUCGUACUUACUUUCGACUACCGAGGGUUUGGGAAAUCUACGGGGUCCCCCUCUGAGGAAGGCGUGCUGAACGAUGCUGAAGCAGUAGUCGACUGGGCUCUCAACACAGCAUGCAUCUCGCCAGAGCGCAUCGUACUGCUGGGCCACUCAUUAGGUACUGCCGUUGCAGCAGGCAUCACGCUUCAAUAUGCGAAUCUCCCUGCCCCGAUCCAUUUCUCGGGCUUGAUACUCUGCGCAGCAUUCACCAACUCCGGAAACGCGUUCUCGGCGUAUUCCAUUGGAAAUGUGAUUCCGGUCCUUGCACCCGUGAAUCUGAUUCCUGCACUGCAGGUGUGGUUUAGCAAGAGAAUGCGGGAUACAUGGCGCACCGACCAGCGACUCGCCGCGCUCGCCAAACAAUGCAAUACCUUCCGUCUGACGCUCGUUCACGCACAGGACGAUGGAACGAUGCCGUGGCGUCAGACCGAACAGCUCUUCGCGUCGACACUGCAAGCUGCAACGAGCGACGCCGUCCCAGAUGUGAGAACCAUUGAUCUAGGCGAAGCAGGGAAGCAGGAGAUCUGGGAAGAGGGUGGGAAGAGCAUCAGUAAACUGAUUGCGAAACACGGAGAUCACAAUACUAUGAUGAAGUGGUCGCCUAUCGCGCUAGCUGUGCUGGAGUCAUUCGGGCUCACAACCGUCACGAGCGCCACUCCACGCGCAUGA